Acipenser ruthenus (sterlet) is the source of this 3700-nucleotide messenger RNA. RefSeq names its product protein Wnt-5a. Gene Ontology annotation, biological process: neuron differentiation; canonical Wnt signaling pathway; cell fate commitment. Gene Ontology annotation, molecular function: frizzled binding; cytokine activity. Lineage: Eukaryota; Metazoa; Chordata; Actinopteri; Acipenseriformes; Acipenseridae. The coding region runs from base 844 to 1971 and encodes 375 amino acids. Gene Ontology annotation, cellular component: extracellular region. The record is from RefSeq and is a predicted model, not a curated record. The transcript has 6 exons.
AGUAAAUGCGCAUGCGCCAAUUGGGAGUUUUGCUCUGGGCUUUCUGCAGCAGAUCUUUUUUUUCUUUGCAGAGAAGCAGCACGGAGGCAGGUGAUACCUAAAACAAAUCUGGAGCCCGUUCGCAAGUUAAACUGGGUUCAGAAACGUAUUGUCAGACUCUAAAUGCGGAUUCAUACACAGCAAUCCGAGUCGGACUGUCCAUUGCGACUGUUUGUUUCGUGCAUUUUAUAAAAGGAUUUUCGUGACCUGAUUUGCAGGGUUUUUAACCAGGCUGGGAUUUGUGAAAUGGGACCUUCUCUCUGGCUGUAGCUGUACGAGGCUGAUGCCGAGAGGAGAAAAAAAAAGAAACACACACGGAUUGCUAUUUUGUUCAGCAUGGAGGAUAACGCUGCAGCCUGUUUUUUGCAAAGAAGAGACGCGUCUGAAUGUUUAAGCAGGUAGAAGCGAACUGGUUUAAAAAAAAAAGAAGAAAAAAAAAAGAUUUGGGGAUCCUUUUUCCAACACGGUUACUAGAUUUUUCAUCUACCAAAUCUCACUUUUGGAUGAAAUGUAACUUUUUUGUUGGAACUAAACAAGUUCUGUAAAAAAAGCAGCGCCUGGUGUCCCGUGUAAAUUCUCAACUCCAAACACCGAAACUGCAUCAGAAGAUUGAUCACCAGCCGUGUUUCAGUAACGGGACUGUUCUUAAAAAAAUAAAAUCGCCCGUUCUCUUUGGAAAUUAAAAACAAAUCCACUGAGGACAACGAGGAGUCUGUAAAGGAAUUACGCAUCUCCUGUCGCCAAAACUGUGGAUUACUCGGCUGUUCGGUUUGCAAAAGAUUGACCGUAGAGGAGCCUUUGGGGAUGCUUCUACCACAAGGAUUAAUCUGUGCUGCUUUCAGAAGAAGUAUUAUGGCUUCAAGACAUUGUAUCUUUGCCAUCACUUUCCUGUCUUGCUUUAUGCAAGUUCCUGUAGAGGCAAGUUCUUGGUGGUCUCUGGCCAUGAACCCUGUUCAAAUACCCGAGGUUUAUAUCAUAGGAGCGCAGCCACUAUGUAGCCAGUUGGCAGGACUUUCCCAAGGGCAGAAGAAGCUAUGUCAGCUGUAUCAGGAUCAUAUGCAAUAUAUUGGAGAGGGAGCAAAGACUGGGAUCAAGGAAUGUCAAUAUCAAUUCCGACACCGACGCUGGAACUGCAGUACUGUGGACAACACCUCCGUCUUCGGAAGAGUUAUGCAGAUAGGUAGUCGUGAAACCGCCUUCACCUACUCAAUCAGUGCCGCAGGAGUAGUGAAUGCAGUGAGUCGUGCCUGCAGAGAGGGGGAGCUCUCUACCUGUGGCUGCAGUAGGGCAGCAAGACCCAAGGACCUGCCUCGUGAUUGGCUGUGGGGUGGCUGUGGCGACAACCUGGACUAUGGCUUCAGAUUCGCUAAGGAAUUUGUUGAUGCCCGAGAACGAGAAAAGAUCUACCAGAAAGGGUCAUACGAGAGCGCCAGGACGUCUAUGAACUUGCAUAACAAUGAAGCAGGGAGGAGGACUGUGUAUGAUCUUGCUCACGUGUCCUGUAAGUGUCAUGGUGUUUCUGGAUCCUGCAGUCUAAAGACAUGUUGGCUGCAGCUGGCAGACUUCCGUAAAGUUGGGGAUGCUUUGAAAGAGAAAUAUGACAGCGCUGCUGCCAUGAAGCUCAACACCAGAGGCAAACUGGUGCAGGUCAACAACAGAUUCAACCCACCGACCAACUACGACCUCGUCUAUGUGGACCAGAGCCCUGAUUACUGUGUGAGGAAUGAGAGUACAGGCUCUUUGGGGACCCAAGGGAGGCUUUGCAACAAGACUUCAGAGGGCAUGGACGGCUGUGAGCUGAUGUGCUGUGGAAGGGGCUAUGAUCAGUUCAAAGCACAAGUGGUUGAGAGAUGCCACUGCAAGUUUCACUGGUGCUGCUACGUGAAGUGCAAGCGAUGCACGAAAAUCGUGGACCAGUUUGUGUGCAAAUAAUAUACACUCCAACAGAGGAACCAGAACUAUAUAAAUUAUAUUUAUAGAGUUAAACAAUUAUCAUACCGUUGCAAAGACUGAAAAAAAACAUUCGUGUCGCAGAUUAAAAAGAAAACUUGUCUGCAGGAAAUGGAAAAUAUCAUGAAAAUAUUUAUUUACGAAGAGACUAAACACGAUUCUCAACCUACAAAUGGAUUUUUUUGUUUUGUUUAAAUACAGUAGGUGCAUAGACCAGUGAAAUAGGUACUUAAGCUUUUUACAUUUUAAAGGGAAAAAAAUGAUGCUUGUAUUGGGAACAUUUGAAAACAACACAUUUUUCAAUAUGGUUUGUAUCUGUUAUCAGAAUACACACAUUCCAGAUUGCAAUAGGCUGUCAUUGUCCUCCUAGCCAUCUAUUUAGCUAGCUGCAAUGCCAUAUAUAAAGGGCUUAAACAAAUUACUACUCAUUUUCCAUUCAGCAGACAUGAUUUUAAGUGGGAAAAUGUCCCUGUAAGGUAUUCUGCAGGGAGCAAUAUGCUUUUUCUUACACUCCUGCAGUUAAAAUACCCACGUUUUUAAUUGCAGCCUUCACCAGAGGACCAAUAAUUCACAUUGCUGUAUUGGGGGAGGUGGGUUGUCGUCAAUCAAUCUUCUCUUCAAUCUUUUCCCCUGUAUACCUUGAAAGAGGGAGGGGUGCACAUUUGGAAAGGAUACUGUCAAAAAAGGGUACUUGUGAGAGGAGUGCUUUGGAGGCAGUGGUGCCACUAUUUGGAAAACAAUGCGGUUUAAUAUCCAUUUCCAUGUCUGACUUAAAUUAGAUUGCAGUGCCAGUCUGGUUGCAUUUAGUAUUCACACUGUCAUUUUUCAUGACCAUUGCAAGGUAAAGCAGUAAAAUAGCAUUGUGUUUUUAGUUAUACAUAAAUAUAUAUAUAUAUUUUCUAUUUUUCCAUAUUAAUACAGGUAUUCACUAAAGUUGUAAGAUCAUACCUGAACGGUUUAGCUAUAUAUGGGCAAGGUGUGUGGUUUUGUUUUUUGGCGUUUAAUAGCCCAGGCACUGUAUAUACUAUUUCUAUACAAUUAGUGAUUUAAAUUGUAUGUGUGUAUUUAUUUACACUUUUGUAAAACAGAUUAUCUUUUUUAAUCUAUCUCUAUCAACAUUGUUUUGGCUUGGUUUACUUUUUUUUGUUUUUUGUUUUUUGUUUUUUGUUUUAAGACAACCAGAUACUUGCAGGUGUCACUGUGCAUGCUUGGAGCACUUUAGUUGAACACAACAACAUGGCUAACAAUGGGUGCUCGUUUUGAUGGAUGGUUUGCUAAUACAGUACUAACUUCCUUGCUUCACAUUUUCUUUUGUUUUAACUUCUCUUUUCAGUUCCUCACUCUAGGUUUUGGUAUAAGGGAAUUCACAUUAGUUUGAACACGUUGCAAAUUGCACAUAUUCCCAGCUCAACACGUCGCACAUCAAUGUAGCAUGUUCACAUUCACUUCAAUACCAAUGUGCCUGGGGAGGAAUGGGUAAAAUACACGGCACUGUCUGUUUAUAUACUGGAUAUCAACCGUUAUGCUCUUGAAAUUUUACAGUUCGUUCAUAGUUAUAAAGCACAGUUUAAUAAACAUCUGUAUAGAUAUUAGGUUGCUUUUAAACAAUUUAAAAUUCAUGUUUUUUUUAUUGUGUUUUUACAACGUUUUCAAUUGGACCAUUGUGCUUCAGUGCUUCAAUAAAUGUAAAGCAAAAAAAAAAAAAAAAAAA